Molecule: messenger RNA, 1846 nt
Organism: Nannospalax galili (Upper Galilee mountains blind mole rat)
Lineage: Eukaryota; Metazoa; Chordata; Mammalia; Rodentia; Spalacidae
Gene: Bcl2l15
Product: BCL2 like 15
Exons: 4
Coding region: 199-702 (167 amino acids)
Biological process (GO): regulation of apoptotic process
Cellular component (GO): nucleus; cytosol
Source: RefSeq, a predicted model, not a curated record
UCUGUCUUAGUUGUAGAUUGGUUAUCUAUAAAAGCUAUUCAUCAUGUACUAUGUAUUAGAGAGGGUGUGGUUCUGAGAUAAGGAACUGAAAAGUCUCCACAGUUCCUCCUGGGUAACCUCUUGAGAGAAGUUUCACCUUUUUUGGAAGCUAUUUUUUAAAACUCCUUGCUUUGUGGACAAGCAGAACUCAGUAGGCAAAUGUCUAAAAUGAAGAGCCCCCAAACUUUUGAGGAACAAACAGAAUGUAUUUUGAAUACUCUACUCACAGACUUCUUGGAUCCAACAUUACAGAUUGCUAACCGAAACCUACUUGUUGCAGAUGAACCAGACUCAGGAAAGGCUUGCUCUUUUGAUGUGGCUAUUGUUGCUGGUCGCCUUCGGAUGCUGGGUGACCAGUUCAAUGGAGAAUUAGAAGCUUCUGCCAAAAACAUCAUUUCAGAAACAAUGCCGGAGCAGGUAGGAGCUAUCCUCAAGGACACAAUACAGUCUCUCAGCAGGGACUGGUGUGCUCACAAUUCCAGCCUAGCUUUUGAAAUAGCCUUUCUGGCAGUGUCAGUGAAACUUCUUGAAUAUGUGGUCCACAAGGCUCCUAUUGAUAAGGCACGACAGGUGGUUAACCAUAUGACGGGUAUGAUCAAUGGGAACACAGCCAUCCGAGAGUUCAUCCAGGGCCAGGGAGGAUGGGAAAAUCUGGAGAGCUGAAGAAAUGAAGUUAUUCCUCAGACUGAACAGCACUUCCUCUUUGACAGAUCAAAUGACUGAUUUCUGGCAAUUAAGAAACAAAACCCACUUUCUCAUGUGGGUAUCAAUGAACUUAGCUAGUUGUUAUUUUCUACUGAUUGGUAAAGUUUGGAAUAGCCCCUAGAAGCCUACAGAGAUAGUAUACUUUCUGUUUUUAUGUGAGUUUUAACAAGAAUUUGUUGAUACAAAGACCUGUCACAAAGUAAUGACUUCUGAUUAGUGAAAUUCUUUGCUGGAGAUGCUUUGGAGGAAACAGAGCACAAUGGGAACUUUUCCUUCAGGUUUUGCCUUGUCUUUUGUUUUUCGUUUGUUUAUUUGUUUGGCUUUUUGAGACAGGGUCUCCCUGUCACCACAUGUAGACCAGGCUGGCCUUGAUCUCACAGAGAUCUGCCUGCCUCUGCCUCCCAAGUGGUGAGAUUAAAGGCAUGUGUCAGUUUUCAUUAAAGAAUCUUGUUGCUGAAAGUAAUGGAUUUUCUUUCAAAUUCACAUAUACGUUUUAUGUUACUUUCACCUGAGCAGAAUUUAUGUCAUCCAUUUUGGAUUUUAAAGCCCAGAGUAACAGAUUGUUCAUUUUCCCUCCUACUAGAAAUGUCAAAGGGAAAUAAAACAGCGACUGCAUUUUUACUGUCAUGGGAUAUAGGAAGUGCCAGCCCACAUGUAGGACAGUUGGGUCACCCCAACUUAGCUGAUGCUACUUGCAUACUACAGAACUUACCAAAGUGUGACUCAUACAUUACUUGGGGAUCUUACUGAUUCGCUGAUUGCCAGAUCCUGUUGCUAUAGGCUGAUUUUCUAGGGGUAGCUAAGGCCUAGAAACCUAUAUUUUCAGCUCAACAGGAAAUUCUGAUACAUACAGUUUGAAAGCCAUCACUUUAGAACAAGAAUUGACAUAUGACACACCACAGUCCAAAUUGGCUUACUGUCUUGUUUGGUAUGUAUGCCCCUGUUUAUGCAAAUGGAGAUCAGAAGAGGGCAUGGAUAUCUUCUAUCACUGUCUACCUUAUUUUUUGACAGGGUCCCACUGAACCUGAAGCAGUUUUGGUUUCAGCUAGGCUGGCCAGUCAGCAAGCUCCCAGGAUUCACCUGUCUCUCUCCCCCAGUGCUG